This is a messenger RNA of Diprion similis, 1233 nucleotides long. It is a transcript of the gene Non3, whose product is annotated as ribosome production factor 2 homolog. Gene Ontology annotation, cellular component: nucleolus. Gene Ontology annotation, molecular function: rRNA binding. The transcript is spliced from 5 exons. Lineage: Eukaryota; Metazoa; Arthropoda; Insecta; Hymenoptera; Diprionidae. The record is from RefSeq and is a predicted model, not a curated record. Gene Ontology annotation, biological process: maturation of LSU-rRNA from tricistronic rRNA transcript (SSU-rRNA, 5.8S rRNA, LSU-rRNA); ribosomal large subunit assembly. Bases 129 to 1088 code for a protein of 319 amino acids.
GUGCUGCACGUGUUUUGAACGGAUCGUAACGUAAUAUAACCUAGAAACACAUGAAAUAGAUUAAUUCUUGACGAGUUUGGUAAAUUUGACCAAAAAUUAGAAGUGCAUGUGACUGUUAGUCUUCAAAGAUGCCGGUGAUACAAAGGGUCGUUAAACCAAAAACACGGAAAGGAAAGAAGGCGCUGCUGAGUAAGGAGCCCAAAAUCAUAGAAGAUGCUAAACAAACUUUGUUCAUUAAGGGGAGUCGUAGUAGCGAAAUCCUCAACAGUUGCGUGAAGGAUUUGUACGACUUGAAAAAACCAGAUGCUAGGAUGAUGCAGAAGAAGAACAAUAUUCUACCGUUCGAAGAUGUUACGCCGUUGGAACAGUUUUCUAGGAAACUGAGCUCCUCUCUCUUUGUCUUUACUUCGCACAAUAAAAAGCACCCAAAUAGCCUCAUAGUUGGCAGGAUGUUUGACAACAGUUUGCUUGACAUGGUUGAGUUCGGAAUCCAGGAAUACGAAGGUCUGGCACAGUUUAAAGUAGACAAAGUUUCCAUGGGGAUUAAACCGAUCCUCAUCUUCAAUGGCGAACUGUUUGAGCACAAUCGAGAGUAUUCCAGGAUCAAGAGUCUUUUAGUAGAUUUAUUCCAGCGUGAUAAUGUUGAGAACAUCAGAUUACAGGGGCUUGAACAUACACUCAGUUUUACCGCUAUAGAUAAUAAAAUACAAGUUCGGAGUUACAGAAUACUUUUGAAGAAAUCUGGAAGCAGGAUACCCAGGAUCGAGUUAGAGGAGAUCGGCCCACGUAUGGAGUUAAUUGUAAGACGCACAAAAUUGGCUUCUGAUGACCUGUACAAACAGGCCUGCAAGAAACCCAAGGAACUCAAGGUCAAAAAGAAAAAGAAUAUUUCUAAGGACACUUUGGGCACGACGCACGGAAAGAUUCAUAUGGGUAAACAGAGGAUCCAAUCAAUCCAGACGAGGAAAAUGAAGGGUCUGAAGAAAACUAUGGGCGAAAGGAAGGCUGAACGAAAAAGGAGAUCAAACCAAGAGGAUGGAAUGGAAGCAAAAAGAAGUAAAACCGACGAAGUUACCGUCGAGGGAUAAUAAAUGCAAAAUUAGACAGUUAAUUGAUUACUUGUGCUAAUUUAAAUGAUUUAAUGAUCAAUACGUGACGAUUCAUGAAUACAUCUUAUAUGUACUGAUGCAUAAGGAGGGCCAGAAAGAAAAUACAGCGUAAUUAUAUUAAAAA